This is a messenger RNA of Mercenaria mercenaria, 781 nucleotides long. RefSeq lists its product as uncharacterized. The record is from RefSeq and is a predicted model, not a curated record. Lineage: Eukaryota; Metazoa; Mollusca; Bivalvia; Venerida; Veneridae. Gene Ontology annotation, molecular function: calcium ion binding. The transcript is spliced from 6 exons. Gene Ontology annotation, biological process: cell-matrix adhesion. The coding region runs from base 82 to 723 and encodes 213 amino acids. Gene Ontology annotation, cellular component: extracellular region; lysosome.
UCACAGUUUUAAACUGAUAACAGGCUUUCAAAUAACUUGCAAAAUAGAUCAAUUAAUUCAGUUCAUUUAGAAACGCGCAACAUGUCUCUAACUUUACAAUUAAUCGCGGUUUUUGUCGUCGUCGACACCACAUUUGCUGCCGAACAGCCAUGUUGUAUAAGUAAGAAAUUCUUUGCGAAAGGAUUGAUGGUGACCGCUACCUUGAAAAGUGGGAGCAGUAUACCGACGAUGUCGCAGAACAGUUUUGCAGCCGAUCAGGAUUACGACAGAAAACUUCAGGCAGUGAACGGCACAGUCAUAACAGAGAGUGAACACGGCGAGUUCGUGACUACCUACCAGGUGAUCCGCGAUUUCCAUCAUAUGAAGACGUACAGUUUCAACGGCACACACUGUCACAUUUCUCAGAUCGUUGGCGAAGAGAUGCUUGACGGAUGUGUUCCAAAAACGCUUGCCCACUCCGGGACAUACCAUAUGGGAUCCGGAAACCAGACGAUGCACAUAAAUGGCUGGUACGGAAAAAUCGGGAACGAAACAUUGACCUAUGCCACUACUGUGAAUGACUGUACGUGGGUUUCUUUCACAAGAUUCGGAACACUGCCGGAUGGAACAAAGAUUACAGAAUCUGCACAAUUUGCUGAUGUUGUACAGUAUAAAAACAGCUAUGAUCAUGUAUUCGACAUUCCAAGUCACUGCAAUAUAGGAGAUGCGGCUGUUGGAAAAUAGUUCUGUCAUGAAGUUAUGCCCAUAAUAUAAACUAUCAAAUAAAGAUAAGAACAACUAG